CGCAUUUGUUUGGAAGCAUGUUAACCAUCUUCCAACAGCAAAAUAAAUGUAAGAUGUGUUGGUCCACGACCCACCAUUCUAGAAUCUGCUCGCCCUAUAUCCUUUCUCCCACAUGGCUUCUCCGGAGCACAAGAGUCGGGAUGCUGCUCCAAAUUCUUUACAGAACAGAGACUGUGGAAGCAAAAGGACCACUAAGAAUGGUCAAUCUCAGCAGCUAAAACUCGACGAAGAGCCAAGAGGCCAGACAAAGGUGGAAGAAUUGAUGUGCAGACUCCAGAAACUCCUGAAUGAUGAACCAGAAAUUCGUUCCGCCAUUGCUAGUGGCCUCUCAUCAUCGCCCACGGACAAACCAAACGCGGCACCAAAGCCCCAAGUAAAAGAACCGAUUAAGCCCAUGGAGAUCAAGCUUCAUACUGAAAUGAGGGCCAUCAAGCGUGCAGGGUUCAACCAUUUUGUUGCCAGCAAGAUUCAAUAUAUGGAGCAACAAAGGAAACAAGAAGAGACCAUCCAAAAGAUGAUGGAGAAAGAACAGAUCAAGUUACUGAGGAAGGAGAUGAUCCCACGUGCAAAACUCAUGCCAUUCUUUGACAAGCCAUUCUUCCCUCAGAGGUCUACAAAGAGGCUGACUGUGCCAAAGGAACCAAGCUUCCACAUACUAAGCAGCAGGUGUGCAAAGCGCACAACAUGCAAUGUACUCUGUUAUCCCGUGUACGAAAAUGUGAAGCCAGUAAAAUGACAGGAAGCAGUCUCUUAUAUUGACGGAUGAUUGUUUAUAAUACCAAAGUUCAAAAACCUUCUAAUAUAUGGUUAGAGAAGUGAAAGAUUGGCAUUUAGACUGUUUCUCUGUUCCAGCAUGUCUUGCCACUUUCUACUGAAAUAAUUUUGGUGUCAUUUGGUUUGAGAACUUAUAUUCAAUACCUCAUGUAUUUGUGUACAAUAAUACACUAUUGUGGGGUGUGA
Molecule: messenger RNA, 960 nt
Organism: Nymphaea colorata (pocket water lily)
Lineage: Eukaryota; Viridiplantae; Streptophyta; Magnoliopsida; Nymphaeales; Nymphaeaceae
Product: microtubule-destabilizing protein 60
Exons: 7
Coding region: 113-736 (207 amino acids)
Biological process (GO): regulation of mitotic spindle organization; activation of protein kinase activity; mitotic spindle assembly
Cellular component (GO): nuclear microtubule; mitotic spindle
Molecular function (GO): microtubule binding; protein kinase activator activity
Source: RefSeq, a predicted model, not a curated record